AUGCCCUCAAGAUUAACACCUUGGUGUUACAUCUACAGCUCCAUUGAGAGGGUCAUGUGCCUUCCUAGCAACCAAGUUUGCUCCUCCCAGCAAUGGAAAUUGCUGGAUGGGGAGAUGGAAUCCUCUCUUGAGCUAUUGGAUCUCUGCAAUGCCAUGCCUGAGGAAUUUACUGAAUCGAAGGCCAUCGUCCAAGAUCUGCAAGUGUCUCUCAGAAAAGGAGAUGAUGCAGCAGUUCAAGCCAAGAUCCAGUGUUACUUCCGUUUGGUUAAAAAGGCGAAGAAACAUUUCAAGAAGGCUGCAAAGAAGGUCACCUCUGACAAGGAGGAUUGCAGGAUCCUGAGACUGUUGAGCGAGGCCAGGGAGAUCACUAUCUCUCUUCUUGAGUCGACAGUGCAGCUCCUGGCCAAGCAAAUUGCAAUGCCCAAAUCAUCUGUUGUCUUGAAGGCAUUCCAGAAGAAAAUUUCAGUUGUUUGCAAGGAGGAGCAAUUGCAGGUGUUAGAGUGCAACAUCAAAGAUCUUGAGGACGGAGCAGAACUUCUGUUCAGGAGAUUAAUCCAAAGCAGGGUUACACUCCUGAAUAUUCUCAGUUCGUAGAUAUUCCUCGAGAUAUAUCGUUUUUGACACCUGCGAUUGGCAUCCGCCUUUUAAAGGAUACAUCAAUCGCUCUAUAUUCAUCAUUUGUAUAGAACAAGUGUAUAGAAAAUAGCUCAAUGAAAAACCAAAGUUCUGGUUCACUUCAAGCUGUCAAUCUACUGCAGCUCAUCUGUACACAUGACACGCAUGCAUGUCUAUCUAUAGCGAACUAUCAAAUGAAUACAGUGCAAUAGAUUCACAACAGAUGCUGAUCACAUUCCGCUGCUAUUCAGGUUCAGCAACAUAUCCAGUUAUCCACUGAAGAAGCUCACUCUGCUUGUGU
Molecule: messenger RNA, 916 nt
Organism: Panicum virgatum (switchgrass)
Lineage: Eukaryota; Viridiplantae; Streptophyta; Magnoliopsida; Poales; Poaceae
Exons: 2
Coding region: 1-594 (197 amino acids)
Biological process (GO): root development; shoot system development
Source: RefSeq, a predicted model, not a curated record